Messenger RNA from Arvicola amphibius (Eurasian water vole), 1842 nucleotides. It is a transcript of the gene Moxd1, whose product is annotated as monooxygenase DBH like 1. The record is from RefSeq and is a predicted model, not a curated record. Gene Ontology annotation, molecular function: copper ion binding; dopamine beta-monooxygenase activity. Gene Ontology annotation, cellular component: secretory granule membrane. Bases 1 to 1842 code for a protein of 613 amino acids. The transcript has 12 exons. Gene Ontology annotation, biological process: octopamine biosynthetic process; dopamine catabolic process; norepinephrine biosynthetic process. Lineage: Eukaryota; Metazoa; Chordata; Mammalia; Rodentia; Cricetidae.
AUGUGCGGCUGGCGGCUGCUGGUGUUGUGGGCGCUGCUCCCCGCGACGGCUGAGGGAAACUCGGGUCGCUGGUACCCGCACGGCACGGUCCUCGACCCAGAGGGCAAGUACUGGCUUCGCUGGGGCCGACAGGGCGGAAGGCUGGCCUUUCGCCUGGAGGUGCGCACGACCGGCUACGUGGGCUUCGGCUUCUCGCCCACGGGGACCAUGGCUGCGGCAGACAUCGUGGUGGGUGGCGUGGCGCACGGACGACCCUACCUCCAGGACUAUUUCACAAAUGCAAAUAAAGAAUUGGAAAAAGACCCCCAGCAAGAUUACCACCUAGAGUAUGCCAUGGAAAACAGCACGCACACGGUAAUUGAGUUCACCCGAGAGCUGCACACGUGUGAUGCCAAUGACAAGAGAGUCACGGAUAGCACAGUGAGAGUUAUCUGGGCCUACCACCAUGAAGAUCCUGGAGAAUCUGGUCCCAAGUACCAUGACUCAAAUCGAGGCACAAAAAGUCUGCGGUUACUGAACCCUGAGAAAGUAAAUGUGUUGUCUCCAGCCUCACCAUACUUUGAUCUGGUAAAUCAAGACGUCCCCAUUCCAAACAAAGGCACAACAUACUGGUGCCAAAUGUUUAAGAUUCCUGAAUUCCAGGAAAAGCGCCACGUAAUAAAGGUUGAGCCUGUGAUAGAGAAAGGCCAUGAGAGCCUGGUCCAUCACAUCCUCCUCUAUCAGUGCAGCAGCAACUUUAACGAUAGUGUUCUGGACUAUGGCCAUGAGUGCUACCACCCAAACAUGCCUGAUGCCUUUCUGACCUGUGAAACUGUGAUUUUUGCCUGGGCCAUUGGUGGAGAGGGAUUUACUUACCCACCUCAUGUUGGAUUAUCCCUUGGCAUGCCAUUGGAUCCUCAUUAUGUGCUUUUAGAAGUGCAUUAUGAUAAUCCCACACAUAAGAAAGGCUUGAUAGACAGUUCUGGGCUGAGGUUUUUCCAUACCACGGACAUAAGGAAAUACGACGCAGGAGUGAUUGAGGCCGGCCUCUGGGUGAGCCUCUUCCAUACGAUCCCUCCAGGGAUGCCCGAAUUCCGUUCCGAGGGUCACUGCACACUGGAGUGCUUAGAGGAGGCCCUGGGAGCUGAAAAGCCAAGUGGAAUCCACGUGUUUGCAGUUCUUCUCCAUGCUCACCUGGCAGGCAGAGGCAUCAGGCUGCGUCAUUUUCGCCACGGGGAGGAAAUGCAGUCCUUGGCUUACGAUGAUGAUUUCGACUUCAAUUUCCAGGAGUUUCAGUAUCUGAAAGAAGAGCAAACAAUCUUACCAGGAGAUAACCUGAUUACUGAAUGUCGGUACAACACCAAGGACCGAUCUGGGAUGACUUGGGGAGGACUAAGCACCAGGAAUGAAAUGUGUCUCUCGUACCUUCUUUACUACCCGAGAAUUAACCUGACCCGCUGCGCCAGCAUCCCGGACAUCAUGGAACAGCUGCACUUCAUUGGCGUGAAGGACAUCUACAGACCCGUCACGACAUGGCCUUUCAUUAUCAAAAGCCCGAAGCAAUAUAAAAACCUUUCUUUCAUGGAUGCAAUGAACAAAUUCAAAUGGACUAAAAAAGAAGGACUCUCUUUCAAUAAACUGGUCCUUAGCCUGCCUGUGAAUGUGAGAUGUUCAAAGACAGACAAUGCGGAGUGGUCGAUUCAAGGGAUGACAGCGUUACCUCCUGAUAUCAAAAGGCCUUAUAAAGCAGAACCGUUGGUGUGUGCCAUGUCAGCUUCUGCUCCUCUGCAUGGCGUUUUCUCCUUCAGGUUGCUCGUGUGUUCUCUGUUUCUUGGAAGUAUGCUGGACACCCGGGGCUUGUGA